Nerophis lumbriciformis (worm pipefish) is the source of this 777-nucleotide messenger RNA. NCBI's taxonomy places the organism in Eukaryota, Metazoa, Chordata, Actinopteri, Syngnathiformes, Syngnathidae. The record is from RefSeq and is a predicted model, not a curated record.
AUGGACCGACCUGAUGGACGCUCAAUCCCCGACCUCCGCCCCAUUUCUUUCAUCCCGAACGUGGCGCCUCAUUCCACGGGCUCGGUGCUCGUUUCCUUUGGCAAUACCCGCGUGAUUUGCGCAGCCACAGUGGAAGAAAACGUCCCACGCUGGAUGAAAUUCCAAAACGUCGAAGGUGGUUGGGUAAGCGCUGAAUACUCCAUGCUCCCCUACUCCACCCAUGACCGAAAGCAGCGAGAUAUCAACCGAGGUAAACUUGAUGGUCGUUCAUCGGAGAUCCAACGUCUCAUCGGCCGAUCUCUCCGCGCCGUCAUUGAUCUUAAAAAACUGGGCAAACGCACCAUUUGGAUCGAUUGCGAUGUCCUCCAAGCCGACGGAGGGACGCGCACGGCCUCCAUUACCGGAGGGUGUGUUGCUGCUGCCAUUGCCCUCAAUCGCCUCAUGUCCAAGGGGAAAGUCAAAGAAUUCCCUCUUAAAAAGCUGGUCGCCGCCGUAAGUGCGGGAAUUUAUCAAGGAGAGGCAAUCCUAGAUCUCAACUAUCCUGAAGACCGGGAUGCCGCAGUCGAUUUUAACGUCGUGAUGACCGAAGACGGAGAAUUUGUCGAGCUCCAGGGAAGCGGUGAAGAAGACGUUUUCACCAGCGAACAAAUGACUGCCAUGCUUGACCUUUCCAAAGCCGGCAUCUCAAAACUGGUCGAGCUUCAAAAAGAAGCGAUCCUUAACGCCGACAAAGCGACCGGAGCCGAUCUUGAAGGCCUCGCUCAAGCCUUUCGCUAA